AUGGCCCAUCCGACGUCCCUAUUAUCGCUUGCGAACGAAACAAUCCAUGGCAUCCUCGACUGUCUUCCCCCCUUGGACGAGUGGGCAUCGCUAGAUACCACAGCACCUGGCGGUGGUUUGAUCCAGCUGAACCCUGUGUUGAAAAGUAUUUAUGCUACCAACAGACGUCUCCGAAAUAUCUCCGCCUGUCGCCUCUACAACGAAGUUGUCAUUCACAUAGAACGAACGCUCGAUCCUAACCGUCUCACGCGUGUCAUCCAGGGCUUGACGCUUGACGGUAGAAUUUCAAUCCAAAUACGACACAUUCUCGUAGAUUGGCACAUAUUGGACACAGGAAAACACCGUUCCCUGCAAAAACUAUCAUACAACUUACUCAGCUUGCCUAAACUGACGACGAUUCGGUUGGUGGACAAGGACACUCAUCUCGACGAACGCACCCUCAGUGCCGCCAAUUCGCACCCAUCUCUGAAAGCAUUCUACAUUGAGGAUAUUAAGCAACUAGCUUCCCUUUCGCCUGCAUUCUACCACUCAGUCUCUAUGUCUCGUAUCUUUUGCGGCGCCUUAUUCAUUUGGAAUGACCCGCUGCCAGAGAUCCUCACGAGUGCCCGCGCACUUGAUCCCUGCGGUCUCGUCGGUCCACAUCUCCGAUAUCUCCACGUCGUCUUCCCACCUUCUUCACCGCCAAUUCCAUGGACACGCCUGACAAUCCCAGGUCUACAGAAACUGUAUAUCUGCUCUCUCUCACAGGACGACUUCGAUUGGUGCGGAGAUGCUCCAACAUUCUUCCUUCGUCAUCCAGAAUUAGUGUCAGUAUCUCUGUCUGGUCGUGGAUUGCAAGGCCCUCAAACCGUCGUCAAUAUCCCCGGACUCGAUUCGCUCUACACCGAUGACCCGACAAGGUUCUGGCAUUUCAAGGAGCUAAAAUUGAGGCGUCUUACUCAACCCGACGCCAGCUUUCCCACGCCGUGGGAUCUAGAACACGCUUGGAUUGUCAUAAAAGACAAUGCAGAAGGCACUCUCCUGUUCUUGUUUGAGAACUUGCCGCCUUGCCGCAUGCUAUUCAUUGAAGAAACGGAGAGUCAUGAGAAAGGCGAUAGUUUCACCACGUCUGCUGUCUGGGACGCCAUAAUCGACAACCCACCCAACUUAGAAUAUGUCACCUCACUUAGGCUACAAGACCUUCGUCUCCCCAACCCACCACUUUCGAAGUCACGUUCGCAACGCUUCCCCAACGAUACAACAAGGGCGAAGCGCGUGGAAACCACCCUUACUUAUUAUGGCGAAGUCAUGCGCGAUCCAGAGCAUUGCACAAACUCUGCUGUCCCGGAGAUGCUCAGCGGCUUCACCGAUUUGUUAGCACUCAAAGUCGAGGAACUCGCAAGACACUGUCCACGUUUAGAGGUUGUGUCGAUUAAAGGGACGAGCACGAGUGAGACUUGGUUCAUCCGUGGUACGUUCAUGUACACGGUCCGGAGGGAGAUCAUAAAGGUGGGCAGUGAUGCGCAGAAAGGGGGGCUUGUAAGGAAGGGGGUGGAGCGCAAAGAGAGUAACCAUGUGCAAGUUAAGCUCUUUAGUCAAUGUGUUGAGGUCGAGGUCAGGGAAAAGGAGGUAUCGGUUGACACUGUAUGAAGAGAAAGAAGACGAUGACGAGGGC
Molecule: messenger RNA, 1654 nt
Organism: Stereum hirsutum FP-91666 SS1
Lineage: Eukaryota; Fungi; Basidiomycota; Agaricomycetes; Russulales; Stereaceae
Exons: 3
Coding region: 1-1629 (542 amino acids)
Source: RefSeq, a predicted model, not a curated record